AAAACACAGAGAACACAGAGGAGGCGGAGGCGAGGGGGCAAAGGUGUUCAAGGAGGGAGGGGAAGCUUCUGAACCUUUGGGACGAGAGGCACUAAAAUGGGUGUGGAGUUUCAUCCCCAGAACAACGGCAACACGACGAAGGAAGCACAAGGGCCGCGCUGUGAGAGUGGUGGUCCUCUAAUCCUCGGACUCCAACCAUCUGCCCUCGUCGACCAUGUGGCCAAGGUCGAUUGGUCACUCCUCUCUCAGAUUCCCGGCGAGCGUGGCGGCUCCUUCCCGGUUGCAAAUGAAGAGCUUAAGCAUAUAUUGAGUGAGGUCAAUACCCACAUCCUCUCCUUACCCAAUGAUCCAUCUUCUAUGAAGACUAUAGCUGGGGGCAGUGUGGCCAAUACUGUUAGAGGAUUAGCUGCUGGCUUUGGGAUCUCUUGUGGAAUACUUGGUGCCUGUGGAGAUGAUGAACAAGGCAAGUUGUUCGUAAGUAACAUGAGCUUUUAUGGAGUGGAUCUCUCAAGAUUGAGGAUGAAGACUGAAUCCACUGCUCAGUGUGUUUGCCUAGUUGACGAGUUGGGCAAUCGUACAAUGCGACCCUGUCUCUCUAGUGCUGCAAAAAUUCAGGCUGAUGAAUUAACAAGAGAGGAUUUUAAGGGAGCCAGGUGGCUGGUGCUGAGAUAUGCAAUAUCCAAUUUAGAAAUUAUUCGUGCGGCUAUUCUAUUGGCCAAACUAGAGGGUGUUCUCAUUUCCCUUGACUUGGCUAGUUUUGAGAUGGUUAGGAAGUUUAGACUACCUCUGCUACAGUUAUUGGAGUCGGGGAACAUAGACCUUUGCUUUGCCAAUGAGGAUGAAGCAGCAGAGCUUGUAAGGGACGAAGUAACUUCUGGUCCUGAGGCCGCGCUUGAAUUUUUGGCCAAGCACUGUGAAUGGGCUGUGGUGACGUUAGGCACUAAUGGAUGCAUUGCAAAACAUGGAAACGAGGUUGUCCGUGUUCCCGCGAUUGGGGAGGCAAAUGCAACAGAUGCCACCGGAGCUGGGGACCUCUUUGCAAGUGGGUUUUUCUACGGACUGAUCAAGGGGCUUCCACUGGAGGAAUGCUGUGGAGUGGGCUCAUGCAGUGGUGGAUCUGUCAUUCGCUCUCUUGGGGGUGAGGUGACUCCAGAAAACUGGCAAUGGAUGUAUAAACAAAUGCAGACCAAGGGGCUCCCAGUCCCUCACCCCGGCAAAUGAUGUCUCCUGAAUUACAAGAUUAGUGGCAUUUUUCGUUAUCAAUGUAUGUGGUGUUUUUUUGAACAUCUUAAUUGGUCACCAAGUUUUUUAGCAGACCUGCAGGUAUUAUUAAGUGGCAUUUUGGACCGCUGAUUUACUUGAUGCUUGUUUUAACCAUCGAAGAAAAAUGAGAAGACUGAAUUCCAUAUCAAGAAUCUGAGUUAGGAGAGUUUCUUCACCGUAGAAUACAACCCCUUAAAAAGCUUUUCUGUUGAAUUUGAUGGAAAUGGAAGUGUUAUACCUUGCUGUUAG
Ilex paraguariensis (yerba mate) is the source of this 1512-nucleotide messenger RNA. The record is from the annotation of a GenBank genome assembly. Lineage: Eukaryota; Viridiplantae; Streptophyta; Magnoliopsida; Aquifoliales; Aquifoliaceae.